AUGGCCCAACCGCAGCCACCUACAGCGGUGACUCCUCAGGAAACAUACACGUUCACCAGCUUGGAUGCCAAAAUAGCCCAGUACAAAUAUGCCAUUUACAAGACAAAACUGUUGAUUACACGGAUAACCGCCCUUCAAGACAACCCAGAUUUAUUGCUUCUACACUAUAUAAUACCACUCUGCGGUUCAUUAUUCGCCAUAAGUGACCAAUUGUUUGUCUCAAGACUUCAGAAAUUAGCAAAUUACCAACCCUUCAAACCUGGUCCAUUCAGCUUGUCUUCAUCCGUGACCCAUAUUCCAUACGAUAGCCAUGACCAAACGCCAGAAUCACUCCACGAAGUUCCAAAUGUUGCCGAGGCUCAGAGAUGCUUGAAGACAUUCAGCGUGUUGUGCCACAGUGCUUUACAGGGAUACCAGAAGCGAUUGCAGCAGGCUUUGUUGGAUCCUAGUGGACAGGAAUCUGCCGGCUAUUGUGACAAGGCAGUUGCCAAAGUUUUAAGUGCUGUUGACGAUCUCGAUCUAUCGUUGCCACAAGAGUUGGUGGUGUACUCCCAGUCCGCUAUGUCCGAUGAUUCCGAAGCUACAUUGAUGGACAUCGAUAUUCGGACCUUGCUCGAGUCCACCAAACUAGUCAAGGAAAACUUGAUUAGAAUCAAACCAGACGUUCUCAAACUAAAGGGAAUAGCAGCCGUCAACCAGCAGUUGCGCGAGAGGACAUUGAGAUCGUUUCAAGACUGGCAGUGUAGUUUACAUGUUCUCAUGGUUCUCGCAACGAGGCUAAACGAAUUGUACUCCAUGUUACGCAGAAUCGGAAGACAAGCAUACCUCACGAACUAUCAGCAUUUGUAUGACCAAAGGUUGUCGUUUCAGUCGAGAAAUCCCGGAUACUUUCGACAUCAUGUUCUCAAGGAUAUUGAUUUGCAUCUCAAUUCUCCAAAGAAAAACGGUUCCCUAAUAGCAACUUUGACCAGACUACUCCGCCAGAGCUCUUUGCACCCGGUAGAUGCCAAGACGGUGGCCGACUUUGCGGGCUACAUAAACCAGGGUUUCAUGAUUGUGGAGAAGCUUUGCAAUGCCAUCGAAGACUUCUCCUUGCACUGGAUUGCAGCCGAAUUGAGAUUCAGAAAGGUACACAACUUACCCGUGAAGGCAUUGCUUGACAUCUACAAUACUUAUAAGAGUGCACCAGAGCCGAUCUCCAAUUCAACAACGACACAACCAACGAAACCAGCACCCAAACAACCAGAUUCCAAGUUAAACGACUCGCUUGCCUCGUUGAAUAUUGGUAGUGAACCAAAAACUCGUUCUUCCAGGUCGUCCUCCGUAUCGAGUACGUCCAGUAUCACCAGCAACACCACUCGAAAUGUCCCUGGAAACCGUGCCUCGAUGGUGCUGCCUUUGAAGGCGACUCCUCCAAAACCAAGACCAUCAUCCGCCAUUUUCAUGAACUCCAACUUGUCCAUCCCCACCAUCUCUACAUCCAAACCUGAAGCCGAAGCUAAGACAACGACACCCACUGGCCGGCGCCGGUCGAAUUCUCAGCCAAUUCGAAGUCCCGUUUCCGAAGAACGUAAGGGUCUGCCAACAGUCAAGUCCCCAUCAGGGUCCAUCCAGUCUCCCGUUGGAUCACUCAGGAGGACGCUGUCACUUACCAAGCGCAGUCCCAAGCCCCAAACCGACCCGUUCGUGACAGCUCCAAUUGCUGAAGAACCUGAACCUCAACUCACUGCUACGCAAAGACUCCAGGCACAUUUGCGACUGGCUGCGAAAACCGGGGCUUUGAUGACCCAAGAGAAAGAGAUCUUGAGCUCGGUUGUAUUUGACCCGAACGAUCCUUCUAGCGUGAAUCUUGGUCGGAAAUCAGUUAAUAAAGAGGCUAAUCUUUCUGCCUCAGCAGCCAGUGCCGCUUCCAAAUUGCACACUGCACCGUCACCGUCCACUCCUCCCACUUUAUCCAAGAGAGACCAAGUCACGAGGCAGAAUACAAGGAAAAACAGCGUCAAGACCCUGCACGUCUUCAGCGAUACCGCUUCGUCGGUGGAAAUCGAAACCAGAACCACCUCAUCGGAAUCAUCAGUUCUGUCAUCAGGAAAUUCCAGUGUGGUAAAAAAAGUGCGUUUUACAGGCGUGCCAGAAUACUCAGAGGCAGAAGAUGCGCCAACAAAGUACCUGAACCGUUUAUUGAAGAACUUUGCUGUGUUCAAGACCCCAUCACCCACAUUGGCAUCUUUUCGCAAACGAGACCAAUUGCUACGAGAAGAGAGCCAAUCGUUCAAAACUCAUGUUAAACGACCUGAUUGA
Molecule: messenger RNA, 2301 nt
Organism: Meyerozyma guilliermondii ATCC 6260
Lineage: Eukaryota; Fungi; Ascomycota; Pichiomycetes; Serinales; Debaryomycetaceae
Product: protein phosphatase regulator
Exons: 1
Coding region: 1-2301 (766 amino acids)
Cellular component (GO): cytoplasm
Molecular function (GO): protein phosphatase regulator activity; protein phosphatase 1 binding
Source: RefSeq, a predicted model, not a curated record